AGCCGACUGAGCAUGCCUGAACGUUGCUCGGCCAGGAUGCGCGCUCGGCUAAUCCCAUUCACUGGGAGAGGGCCGUGGCGCACGCGCUCGCUCGCUCUGACUGGCUGCCGGGGCUGAGCCAGCGGCUGCGCCGGCUUCUGCAGGAAUCAGUGAAGCGGACGAACGUACCCCCCCGCUCUUCUUAUCCGCUGGGCACCUCCUUGGCAAGUCUACAAGAUCAAGAUUUUGUUGAUUUCUCAUCUAUGUGAAGCAAAACACUUACCAUUAUGUUUAGCACUAAAAGAUGGGAACUGAGGCUCAGAGAUAGUGACUCAACGAAGGCCAGCCAACUAAAGAAAAAAUCCCAGUCUAUUGAAAUUUCUGCAUCAGGUUAUGAUCCUCUGCCAUCAGCAGCACAACAUGCCCUGCAACCAACUAAGCCCACAGCUCUUAACAACACAACAACAUCUGAAGAGGAGCAGAAAAACACUGCAAAUUCCCAGCGGCGCAACCCACGGAAGGGUGAACUGAAGAGAUACUACACAAUUGAUACUGGCCAGAAGAAGACUAUAGACAAGAAAGAUGGGAGACGUAUGUCUUUUCAAAAGCCAAAAGGGACUAUAGAGUAUAUCGUGGAAUCAAGAGAUUCUUUGAAUACUGUGGCCUUGAAGUUUGAUACUACUCCUAAUGAAUUGGUGCAGUUAAACAAGCUGUUUUCCAGAGCAGUUGUUCCUGGACAGGUUUUAUAUGUUCCUGAUCCAGAGUACCUUUCCAGUGUGGAGAGUUCUCCUUCACUUAGUCCUGAAAGUCCUUUAUCACCUACCUCUUCAGAAGCUGAGGCUGAGAAGACAGCUGAUUCAGAUGGGACACAAAAGAAAGAAACAACAUCCAUACCAGCAUAUCCAUGUGUUCGGUCUACAAGAGUUGUAUCAUCCACAUCAGAAGAAGAGGAAGCUUUCACAGAAAAAUUUCUCAAGAUCAAUUGUAAAUACAUUACUAGUAAUAAGGGAACUGUCACCGGUGUGCUCCUAGUAACACCAAACAAUAUAAUGUUUGAUCCAUAUAAAACGGAUCCAUUGGUUCAACAGAAUGGCUGUGAAGAGUAUGGCAUCAUGUGUCCAAUGGAAGAAGUGAUGUCAGCUGCUAUGUAUAAAGAUGCAGAUGGCAAAAUGCAGGAUUCAUUACCCAUUGAUGUAGGUCAGUUAUCUGUAAAAGAUCUCUGCCACUUCAAGAAAAUUACCAGAAGUAAUACUGAUGAAAUGGAAUUAAGAAUGCGAGAUACAGGAAAUGAUAGUGCCAGUACUGCUCCAAGGAGCACAGAAGAAUCUCUCUCAGAAGAUGUUUUCACUGAGUCAGAACUGUCUCCUAUACGGGAAGAGCUUCUUGAUGAUCUUCGACAAGACAAAUCUUCUGGAGCUUCAUCUGAAUCGGUCCAAACAGUAAACCACGCUGUUGGAGAAUAUAUAAAGGAUAUUUCAGACUCUGCUAAUAUUGGGGAUGUAAACUCCAGUGGAGAACAGCCUUUGAAUAAUGACAGUGCUUCUGUUAAUGAAGCUGUGGACUCUAAAGCAGCGGACAAAGCAAUAAAAGGAGUUCAGAAUAUUGAAACAUGUCAGGAACCUAUAGAAGGAAACAUACCAGAGAAUGAGCAGCAUUUGGAUUCUGAAAAAACUGAUUCCCAAAAAGAGGCCACAAAUGAAGAGGAAACUGUGAAACUACCAACUCAAGAUUCUGAGACAGAUACUGAGAUGCUGCGGAAGCUUUGGAAGAGCCAUACUAUGCAACAAGCCAAGCAGCAACGGGAUAAUAUCCACCGUGAAGUGCACAAAGAAAUGAAACACAAAAUGGCAACAAUAGAUGGAACUAUAGAAGGUUCUCUAAUAAAAGAGAAGAGAAGACAUCGAUUAUACAAGUUCUUGUGUCUCAAAGUAGGCAAGCCAAUGCGAAAAACAUUUGUGUCACAGGCAAGUGCAUUGAUGCAGCAAUAUGCACAAAGAGAUAAGAAGCAUGAAUAUUGGUUUGCUGUGCCAUCAGAAAGGACUGAACAUCUGUAUGCAUUUUUUGUUCAGUGGAGUCCAGAAAUAUAUACAGAAGAUACAGGAGAAUCAAAUAGAGAGCCAGGAUUUAUUGUAGUAAAAAAAAUUGAAACUCAGUCUGGUGAAGAUUCAAUUAAUGAAACAGCUGUUAAGGAGUGGGAGGUAGUGUCAGUGGCUGAGUAUCACCGCCGAAUCGAUGCUCUAAUUAGUGAAGAACUACGUACACUCUGCCGACGUCUCAAGAUUACUACAAGAGAAGAUACAUAUUCAAAGCAGGGAACAACUAUCAAAACCGAACUGGAGCCUGAAGCAUUUCGGCCAAAUCUUAGUGAUCCCAGUGAACUGUUGCAGUUGGAUCAAAUUGAAAAGCUAACAAAACAGCUCCCUCCUCGAACUAUUGGCUAUCCAUGGACUCUUGUCUACAGUACUGCAAAGCAUGGCAUGAGCUUGAAGACUUUGUACAGAACUAUGGCAGGCUUGGACACACCAGUGCUGCUAGUUAUCAAAGACAGUGAUGGACAGAUUUUUGGAGCUCUCGCUUCUGAACCUUUUAAAGUGAGUGAUGGGUUUUAUGGCACAGGAGAAACUUUUCUUUUUACAUUCUGCCCAGAAUUUGAGGUCUUCAAGUGGACUGGAGAUAAUAUGUUUUUUCUUAAAGGAGACAUGGAUGCCUUGGCUUUUGGUGGUGGAGGGGGUGAAUUUGCUUUAUGGCUUGAUGGAGAUCUUUACCACGGAAGAAGUCACUCUUGUAAAACCUUUGGGAAUCGCACACUUUCUAAGAAAGAAGACUUCAUAAUACAAGAUAUUGAAAUUUGGGGCUUUGAAUAAGUAUAAACUGUUAAAUACUACAAAAGUUUGUCCCAAACCUGAUACUGAUCAAUGCAGCUCAGAAAGCCCUUAAAGCAAUAUAAUGUAGCUUGUUUUGCAAUGCCUUUCUACAUCCUCUGCAUGACCAUCAAAAUGUCUUUCACAUCAGCAUAUUGGAAUGUUCAGACUUUUUUUUUUCAUUUUUGAAAGUUAAAAAAGUUUUCAAAUCGUAAUUGAUUAUUUCUUUAUGGGAGGCAGGUUUUUAUCAUCAUGUCAUUCACAUAUCUAUUUGUUCUAUUCUCACAACUCAAAAAAAUCCUUUAUUACUGUUUCACUGAAGCAACCUUUAAGCAACAUAAAAUCUAAUUUGAGUUAUACUGUAUUUAGUUGGCCUAAGUAAGAGAGGUUCAUAAUUUACCAACAGUGAUCAAUCUUGCCUGUUUAUUUCAAUCAAAUAUCACCACAUAUUUUAUUCACAUGUCAUGAAUUGUUGUAUUUUACUGUUGAAACAUAGCUGCCCUAUUGAUUGUAUUGAAGCAUUUUUCACAUGCCAUUAAAUGAUCUGCAGGCUUGGGACAAAUGCUGGGCAAGGAUUCAGCUACGUGAUCAAGAUAUAUAAAAUAGCAAUGAGCAACUUGAAAAGUAAGCAUAAUGCAGUGAGUAACUCAUAGUACAUAUAAUAUCUUCUUAUUGCUAAAGCUAUGAAACAGAUGCAAUUUUCCAAACAACAUAUAAUACGCAUCAAAUUUAUGCGUGUGUGUCUGUAUGUAUAUCUACACAUGCACACACAUACAUAACACACCACUCUGUUUUAUAGUUCUUCUGUUGUAGCCUUGUAGCACAUCAUCUCCAAGAAUUGCUCCUGUCCAAAACAGAAAACAAAAUAGGUGUGGUGUUUUUCUCUUCUUUUGAGUGGAUCUGUGUUGUAAAACUGCAGUUUGCACCAGCUCUGAUGCAAUGGGGUAACGUACUCUAGAUAGACAUCAUAACUCAGUAGAUGUGUUAAUAUGCAAAAUUUACUGUUCUGUGACCUCAAAGCAAAAAGAAAAAAAAGAAAAAAAAACACAAAUUAUAGUAAAUCAGUAGCUCUUGUCCACUUUUGUAGAAAAACUAAAAAGCCAUUGUGGCAAUAACAACAGUUGUUUCAAAGCUUAUAUUCUAUGUUUAUGCAAAAGAAAACUAAUUUAAAAAUGCUGUUAAUGUGACAGUGAAUGACUUUGUGCUGAAAUCUCAGCUAUUCUAUUUCAAAUGAAUAUUGUAUAUAUUAACUUGUACAUUAAUGUUUAAAAGUAGUUUUUGUUAUUUUAGAAGGGGGGAAAGUAUUGAUUGAUGGGUUGCUUCUAGCACUUUAAAUUAUUCUAGCAAUGGAAUAAAAAGCCAAAUGGCUUAGCUCAAAUAAUUAGCUAUAGUUGUAUAGAAUGUUACUAAUAUAAAUUGUUUCAGAAUUACCUGGGGAAUGCUUACUGCUGUGGUAAUGGAAAAGAGAAUAUUUUAUCCUACAAUAUGCUCAUGCUUUAUAUUGCUAAAAAAAACACACAGCAUUGUUUUCUGUCUCAAUGUAUAGCUCUUUACUUCUAUUAGUAGAGUAUAUGUAGAUUCAAUGUUUACAGACAAAGAAGUGUAAAUAAAUUAAAAUAGCUUCCCCCCCUUUUGUCUUCCACAGCAGUGUUAUUGUCUUUGUGGGUUCACUAACUAAACAAUCCUGUGAUGGAUUAAAAUACUAUAAGGUAAUAGUGAUCUAAAGCAAAUAAAUCUAAAUUCAUGUAA
Crotalus tigris (Tiger rattlesnake) is the source of this 4589-nucleotide messenger RNA. It is a transcript of the gene OXR1, whose product is annotated as oxidation resistance 1. The transcript has 18 exons. Gene Ontology annotation, cellular component: nucleus. The record is from RefSeq and is a predicted model, not a curated record. Lineage: Eukaryota; Metazoa; Chordata; Lepidosauria; Squamata; Viperidae. The coding region runs from base 267 to 2843 and encodes 858 amino acids. Gene Ontology annotation, biological process: response to oxidative stress.